Molecule: messenger RNA, 1731 nt
Organism: Pomacea canaliculata
Lineage: Eukaryota; Metazoa; Mollusca; Gastropoda; Architaenioglossa; Ampullariidae
Product: zinc transporter 6-like
Exons: 13
Coding region: 127-1518 (463 amino acids)
Biological process (GO): transmembrane transport; monoatomic cation transport
Cellular component (GO): membrane
Molecular function (GO): monoatomic cation transmembrane transporter activity
Source: RefSeq, a predicted model, not a curated record
UUUGAUUCUCAUUUGUCUCAAGAGUUAGCUUCGUUUCCUUUCGCCACAUCAACUCAAAUACUCGGAGAAAGAAGAUCUGAGUUUUGCUUGUUCGAUGUGGUUUUAAUCGUAGAUUUUACGCCAGCAAUGGCUUCCUACAACACGAUGCCUGAUCUGAUAAGCAGCAGUGUGAAUAUAAACUUAGAAGAAGAUGGUCCACCAUUAGCAAAGACAAAGUAUUAUACUACUGGAACAAUUUACCCAUUUCCCAGUUCCAGCAAGUCAUUUUUGGGAUCUCUGAUUAAAGAAGUGUCUGGAUUGGCUCAGCUUCAGGAGGCAAAGAAAAUCUUCAUUUUUCUCUCAUUCAACAUACUUGCUUCAGUAAUUUUGCUUAUAUGGUGUCAUUCAACAAACAGCAUGGCACUGACAGCCUUUGCCAAUCUGACAGUGUUUGACAUCUUAAGUCUGUUGACUUGCUUGUUGAGUAUCUGGGUGAGAAAUCAGCACCCUUCUCCAUCUUUUUCAUUUGGGUAUGAACGGUUUGAAGUGAUGGCUGUCUUUGCAACCACUAUGUUGGCACAGCUGGGUUCCUUUUUCAUAAUUAAAGAAAGCAUCGAGUGUCUUAUUCAACAACCAGAAAUUCACACAGGUCGCCUGUUGGUAGGAACAGUAUCUGCAUUCAUGGUGCAUCUGGUUUUGACUUCUUGCAUCAACAACCGUGCCAUGAACCAUGUAGUAGAUGCUUCCACUUCCAGUUGGCUACAGGAACACAUGACGGAUAUGAGCGAAAGCAUCUGUUCUUUAGUUCCAGGAUUGAGCAAAUUGUUGCUGCCACGUAUCAACCCCAUGCUUCUGAUGGGUUUUGGCAGCUCUCUGGUUUUAAUCAUUGCCUAUGUUCUUAUAGACACACAGUCUUACCAUGCUGCUGACACUUGGGCAGCCAUCUGCAUAGCUGUGAUGAUGGUUGGAACAAUGUUUCCUAUGAGUGUCUACACUGGCAAAAUCUUACUUCAGACAACUCCGUCCCACAUCUUGAGUCAGCUAGACAAAGUAUUGCGAGAAGCUUCCACUCUGGAUGGAGUACUUGAAUUCAGACAUGAGCACUUUUGGACUUUAUCCUUUGGUGUACUAGCUGGUUCAGUGCAAGUACGGGUGCGUCGUGAUGCAGAUGAGCAGCUUGUUUUAGCACAUGUCUACAACCGACUUUCCAACCUUGUGCGAGUUCUUACUGUACAGAUCUUCAAAGAUGACUGGACCCGGGGUUCUGCAUUCUCUGCCCUUGGGUCAUCUCCCUUUAGUCCUCCAGGACCUCACCUUGGUGGCCGUGCACAGUCUCCCACUCAGGAUUUCUCCCCAACUUAUUUGCCAGUGUCAAGCAUGCGACCCCUGCCAGUCAUAUCUCCAAUGGGUGGGAACAUGCCAGCUGUGGGCCUACCAUCACGGAUGAUGCCUGAGGUUACAGGGCUGGCGCGAGGCAUCACCCUUACUGCCUCAGCCAGAGCAAGUGGAGCUUCAUUUAGCUCUGUGGAGCUUUCAUGAUGUAUUUACAUAAAAGCUGAGAAUGUGUUUGAGACAAAUGUACUGAACAUUGAUGUGCUUGACAAUUAUCACAAUGUCUCAGCUAUUAUUUUGUCAAGAGUCAUGGUCACUGAUCUUGAAGGAACCUGAAUGCAAGCCAUCUACUUGUGUACAAGUGAGAUGUUAAAGACUUUCAGAUGUUUGGUUGUAAGGAAUGAAUUGUUACAAUGUGAA